UCUUAGUUUCAGUCCAGAAAUGCAGAAAAAGCAUACUAAAUAUUUUUCUGGCGGAUGGCAUAUGCGAAUAGCUCUAGCACUGCUUUAUUCGUCGAGCUUGACUGGCUACUUCUUGAUGAAAAAAGAAAAGGUCGUCUUUUAUAAGGAUAAUAAGCAAGCAAAUGGUUGGGGUUUUUCUUUCAAUAUGCGUCUGUCGAAGCCUGCGCAAGCAUAUUCAGAACUUGAAAGUAUCUACUGUUGGUGUAGGUGCCAUGGGUUACAUUGGCAACAAGGGAUCAAUAUCAGUCAGCAUGUCUAUAGAUCAAACAUUUUUUUGCUUUAUAUAUAGUCAUCUAAAGUCAGGCGAAAAGGAUGGGGAUGAACUUCGAAGAAAUGUUGAUGUCCAAGAAAUUCAUCAUAGAACACUGUUUACUUCAGCUUCUUCAAAGGAAUUGCCUAAAGUUAUCUAUGAUCAUGAAAGGAUAAUUUGGCUCGGAGAUUUGAAUUAAUCUACAACCUGUGCAUCAUUUGAUGGAACUAAUAGAGCCUGUGCAAUACAUGAACUUCAUGUAUAUGGAAGCACCAUUUUUAGUAUAUUCUAUUGCACAUCUUCUUUUGGUUUUUUCUUCAAAGUAGUGCUAUUUUGUA
Messenger RNA from Dioscorea cayenensis subsp. rotundata (Guinea yam), 627 nucleotides. RefSeq names its product type IV inositol polyphosphate 5-phosphatase 3-like. The record is from RefSeq and is a predicted model, not a curated record. Gene Ontology annotation, molecular function: phosphatidylinositol-3,4,5-trisphosphate 5-phosphatase activity; phosphatidylinositol-4,5-bisphosphate 5-phosphatase activity; inositol-polyphosphate 5-phosphatase activity. The transcript is spliced from 3 exons. NCBI's taxonomy places the organism in Eukaryota, Viridiplantae, Streptophyta, Magnoliopsida, Dioscoreales, Dioscoreaceae. The coding region runs from base 162 to 488 and encodes 108 amino acids. Gene Ontology annotation, biological process: phosphatidylinositol dephosphorylation.